This is a messenger RNA of Pezoporus flaviventris, 798 nucleotides long. RefSeq lists its product as uncharacterized. The record is from RefSeq and is a predicted model, not a curated record. The transcript has 7 exons. NCBI's taxonomy places the organism in Eukaryota, Metazoa, Chordata, Aves, Psittaciformes, Psittacidae. Bases 1 to 798 code for a protein of 265 amino acids.
AUGUCACAGUGGGUAGUAGCAGCCAUGUCACAAGGUGGGGAGCACCGGGAGAACCUGGGUGCUGCUGAGCAGGAGUGGGAGAGAGACAACAACGACCUGUGGUGUGUCGCUGCGCUGGGGAAGGGCUUUAACGAAGGCGAGAGAGGAGCGUCUGUGCUGCCAGCGCCCGUGUCAGUGCCCCUCACAGCCAGCACUACCAUGGAGGCGGCAGAGGUGAAGAAGUCGCUCGGUGUGCUCGUGGAGCAGCUGGAGCAGAGUUGUGCAGAGUCCAGGAGGUGGAAGGAGCGGCUGCAGUGCUGGGCAGCAGAGGCCGACGGAGCAGCCUUCAGACUGGCCAUGCAGAGAUACUCAGAGCAGGCCGGCAGCAAGGAGCUGCUGCAGGACAUGGACGGGACUCAUGAGGAUCUCUCUGAUGCUGUGCAGGAGGUCCGCAGCCAGGAGGAAAAACACCUUGCCUGCAUGGGGGCCUGGCUGCGGGAGGAGCAGCAGAAGGACAAGAUUCUGGAUCAGCAAAUUGAGAAGCUGGAAGAGGCCGUGGCGCAGAAAGAGGAGAGGGACUUGCUGGCCAGGAGACGUGGUUUCUGCUACUGGCUGCAGAUGCUCUCCCUGCUCUUGGUCAGCCUGGAGCUGGCCGUUGGCAUCUGUGUGGCUGCUGCACUUGUCUGCACCUUGCGCCUUGACCUUGAGUUCUUCUGCUGCGUGCUCUCGUGUGGACUUCCUGAGCAGAUCUACAGCAACCUCGUGUAUGCACUGGGAUGGAUUUUCCCUGCGGUCACUGAGGGGCUGCUGCCCUGUUGA